Messenger RNA from Arabidopsis thaliana (thale cress), 1636 nucleotides. RefSeq names its product Pollen Ole e 1 allergen and extensin family protein. Lineage: Eukaryota; Viridiplantae; Streptophyta; Magnoliopsida; Brassicales; Brassicaceae. The coding region runs from base 162 to 1367 and encodes 401 amino acids. The transcript has 2 exons. The record is from RefSeq and is marked reviewed.
AUUUUUCCCAUGAUUCUUAUUAACAUGGCAAAACAAAAAGAGAUAAGCUUCACUCAUCUUUUAACAAUCUCUUCGUUUUUCGUGGCUCACUCAUCUUCACACCACACUCCUAUAUAUAUACCCCCUCUUUCCUCCGAUAGUGAGAGAUAGAGUCGAUAAUUAUGGAGAGAAUAACGACCUUAUGGUUUUGGUUUAGUCUUAUGAUUUUCUUAGGAAUCUCUAUCAAUGGAGGUUUGUCUCAAGGACAGCAACAUGUUAUGAAGAAGACACGUUCUUCUGCAGUUGUAGUAGGAACUGUCUACUGUGACACUUGUUUUAACGGCGCCUUCUCGAAAUCACCCAACCACUUAAUCUCAGGUGCUUUAGUUGCAGUGGAAUGCAUUGACGAGAACUCGAAACCGAGUUUCAGACAAGAAGUGAAAACAGACAAGCGCGGCGAAUUCAAAGUGAAGCUACCAUUCUCUGUGAGCAAACAUGUGAAGAAGAUCAAGAGAUGCUCUGUGAAGUUGCUAAGUAGCUCACAGCCUUACUGUUCUAUAGCUUCGUCUGCUACUUCUUCUUCUCUCAAACGCCUUAAAUCAAACCAUCAUGGAGAGAAUACUAGGGUUUUCUCUGCAGGGUUCUUCACUUUCAGACCCGAAAACCAACCAGAGAUUUGUAGCCAAAAACCUAUCAAUCUCCGCGGUUCCAAGCCUCUUUUACCGGAUCCUUCAUUUCCUCCACCGCUCCAAGAUCCUCCUAAUCCUUCCCCUCUCCCAAAUCUCCCUAUCGUUCCUCCUCUUCCAAACUUACCUGUUCCAAAGUUACCUGUUCCGGACUUACCUCUUCCUCUAGUUCCUCCUCUUCUUCCACCAGGACCUCAGAAAUCAGCUUCCUUGCAUAACAAGAAAUCUGAUUCCUUGAAAGACAAGAAAACCGAAGCACUAAAACCCAAUUUCUUCUUUCCGCCAAACCCGUUAAACCCGCCAUCUAUCAUCCCUCCAAACCCGCUCAUUCCUUCUAUCCCAACCCCUACUCUCCCUCCAAACCCGCUUAUUCCUUCUCCCCCAAGUCUCCCUCCAAUCCCACUAAUCCCUACUCCCCCAACUCUCCCUACAAUUCCGUUACUUCCUACUCCCCCGACUCCUACUCUGCCACCGAUUCCAACAAUUCCGACUCUUCCACCUCUUCCGGUUCUUCCACCUGUCCCUAUCGUGAAUCCGCCUUCACUACCGCCACCACCACCUUCUUUCCCUGUUCCGCUCCCUCCGGUCCCUGGACUCCCUGGCAUCCCUCCGGUCCCUCUUAUCCCUGGAAUCCCUCCGGCCCCUCUCAUCCCGGGAAUCCCUCCUCUUUCACCUUCCUUUUCUAGUCACCAUCAACCCUAAAUUAGCAAUCCUUUCCUUACAUUUCCAAUUAUGUAAUCUAUAUGUAUCAUCCGCUUUAAAUUGUUACUUUUUUCCUCUGCAUUUUCACUUGUUGGCUUGUUGUCAUUUCAAUAAAUAUUGUUUACUAUGGAGUUUUUAUCUUGCUGCUUUUGUUACAUCAAAAGUCAAUUUAAAAAACAAAUGGCCCAUUUUGACUUCAUUAAGAGAUUCGGAAACUUUUUGUAACUAUCUAAAAGAAUAAGUACCUUUUCGUAAUUAUCACAUUUGUU